Hyphopichia burtonii NRRL Y-1933 is the source of this 1457-nucleotide messenger RNA. It is a transcript of the gene ARP3, whose product is annotated as actin-related protein 3. The coding region runs from base 77 to 1345 and encodes 422 amino acids. Gene Ontology annotation, biological process: Arp2/3 complex-mediated actin nucleation. Lineage: Eukaryota; Fungi; Ascomycota; Pichiomycetes; Serinales; Debaryomycetaceae. Gene Ontology annotation, molecular function: actin filament binding. The record is from RefSeq and is a predicted model, not a curated record. The transcript has a single exon. Gene Ontology annotation, cellular component: Arp2/3 protein complex; actin cortical patch.
GUCAAUUGGAAGGUUGAUACAUCAAUUGAAUUUUCAAUCCAUUCUUCUAUCGACUUAAAGAACAAAUACAUUCAGGAUGUCUAGUAUGGGAACACCUGCUGUUGUCAUGGACAAUGGUACUGGGUUAACUAAAUUGGGUUUUGCAGGAAAUGAUUCACCAUCGUUUGUCUUUCCAACUGCUAUUGCUACAUCUUCAUCAUCUAAUAAAACUUCUAAAUCCGCAUCAGCGAAAAGUACUAACUUGAGUGCCAAGCGGGGAUUGGAAGAUUUAGAUUUUUUCAUUGGAGAUGAAGCUUUGAAUGCAGCCAAUGGACCAAAUUAUAAUUUAUCAUAUCCCAUUAGACAUGGUCAAAUUGAGAAUUGGGAUCACAUGGAAAGAUUUUGGGAAAAUUCAAUUUUUAAAUAUUUAAGAUGUGAACCAGAAGAUCAUUACUUUUUAUUGACUGAACCUCCUUUAAAUCCUCCAGAAAAUAGAGAAAGUACUGCUGAAAUUAUGUUUGAAUCUUUCAAUUGUGCAGGUUUAUAUAUUGCUGUCCAAGCUGUUUUGGCUUUGGCUGCUUCCUGGACUUCAUCUAAAGUUCAAGAUCGAUCUUUAACUGGUACUGUUAUUGAUUCUGGUGAUGGUGUCACCCAUGUUAUCCCAGUGGCAGAAGGUUAUGUUAUCGGUACCGCCAUUAAAAAUAUACCUUUGGCUGGUAGAGAUAUAACUUUAUUCAUUCAGUCUUUAUUAAGAGAUAGAGGUGAAGCAAAUACCUCUUUACAAACUGCAGAAAAAAUUAAACAAGAUUUUUGUUAUGUUUGUCCUGAUAUCGUUAAAGAAUUUAAAAAAUUUGAUCAAUAUCCCCAAGAGAAAUUUGCCCAAUAUAUCGUUGAAUACACCGAUAGAAAUAAAAGAGAUACCGUUGAUGUUGGUUAUGAAAGAUUUUUAGCUCCAGAAAUAUUCUUUAAUCCAGAAAUAUGCUCUUCUGAUUAUUUGACUCCUUUACCUACUGUUGUUGAUCAAGUUAUUCAAUCUUCCCCCAUUGAUGUCCGUAAAAAAUUGUAUAAAAACAUUGUCUUAUCAGGGGGUUCUACCAUGUUUAAAGAUUUCGGUAGAAGAUUACAAAGAGAUUUAAAAGGUUUAGUCAAUGAAAGAAUUGAAUUAAGUGAAAAAUUAAGUGGUGUUAAAAGUACCGGUGUUGACGUUCAAGUCAUCUCCCAUAAAAGACAACGUAAUGCUGUCUGGUUUGGUGGUUCUCUUUUGGCUCAAACUGCAGAAUUCAAAAGUUAUUGUUACACCAAACAAGAUUACGACGAAUAUGGUCCAAGCAUUGUUAGAAACUUCUCCUUAUUCUCCGUACCUUAAUCCUAUUAGACACUUCAGCUUUCCUUCUUCUCUCUACCAUAUAAAAAGUCUUUAUCUUUUCUUUAGUUUAUUUCAUUUAUCCUCUUUAUUAUAUACGUUCUUUAUUUACCCG